This is a messenger RNA of Odontomachus brunneus, 3141 nucleotides long. RefSeq names its product large neutral amino acids transporter small subunit 1. Gene Ontology annotation, molecular function: L-amino acid transmembrane transporter activity. The record is from RefSeq and is a predicted model, not a curated record. Gene Ontology annotation, biological process: amino acid transmembrane transport. The transcript has 13 exons. NCBI's taxonomy places the organism in Eukaryota, Metazoa, Arthropoda, Insecta, Hymenoptera, Formicidae. Gene Ontology annotation, cellular component: membrane. The coding region runs from base 1081 to 2994 and encodes 637 amino acids.
UGAACUCAUGGCUUCAUUACGUCUAAACUGUUUUGUAACUAAAUAUGCAAUGAUUUGUUAAUAAUAUAAUGAAUAAAUUAAUAACAUAGCGCGUGGUCAAUAAUAUAACUCAGUAAUAAUAAUUAAUAAUAUAAUUAUUGUGCAAACCGUCAAUAAUUAAUUUUAAUUUUGACAAUCUGAUGGACUUCAAAAUUUAUUAUGUUCAAGUCAUUUUGUAACUAAGUCGACUGCAAAUCAGUUUGCACAUUUUUUACUCGAAUAAAGUUGCAACAGAUUGAUAAAUUCCCAACUUCAUUGCGUCUAAUCGGCUUUGCAACUAGAUGUAGUCGAGAGUGAAAAUGGCCUGAACACUUUUUCUCUGGUGCAAUUAUUAUGUGUGCAAUGCGCGUAUAAUGAGUUACUUUCAAAAAGUAACUGUCUAUCCAAGCGCCUGGGAACAAGUUGCUCGUAACGAAUGCGAUUAAGGGGCGAUUGGACUCGACAAUGCGACAUUCUCAAAGGAAGUGUGUCGCGCAACGAGUACGGCAAGACUCUCAAAACUCUCCUCGAAACGGAACUUGGCUCUCGCCGGGGAACUUGUCCGAGUACGACGGGCAGGUGAGAGAAUCGAGUCCCGUGAUCUGUGUCCCGCGCAGUCGGCGAGGCGAAACGGCAUUGGCUCGGCGCGGCGCAGGCUCGCCGAUCGAUCGGCAAAUCGGACGAGUCUGACGUAAAUCGCACGCGUCUCGACCUUUCGCGAAAAGGUCUAGCGUGCACGCGUGUAGCCGGGAACGGGUUUGUCACCUUCGGAGGACGCGAGUGACAAGUUUCGUUUAGUGACAACAAGGUGCGUGUCGAUGAUUGCGAUUGGCCCGGGUGACGAGUGGAUCAUCUGACCCGAUAAACCGCGUGAUAGCGACGGAAUCCCGCUGAUUUCGUCACGCGCUUCAAAAGCGCAACUUUUUCCGUCCAUCAGUCUCGCAGCCGCGUUCGCGACGUGACGUUGAUUACAGCUGAACGAGAGUGGCAGAGAGUUGUGCAUAGCACGCGAUUAUAAGUUUACUCUUUCUUCGGCAACGACUUCGGCUUCGAUUUGGAAAAAUGUCGAAGUCAGGGAGCAUCAAAGAUGGCGAGAAAGGGCCGUACGACCCGAUCCCCACCGCCGAGAAGGCCAACGACGAGAUCAAACUUGAGGCGAAAAUGUCGCUUCUCAACGGCGUCACCGUCAUCGUCGGUUCCAUCAUCGGUUCCGGUAUCUUCGUCAGCCCUACGGGCGUCCUUAAGUACACCGGCAGCGUGAACGCGAGUCUCCUCGUGUGGACCGCGUCCGGCAUUUAUUCUAUGAUAGGGGCCUACUGUUACGCCGAGCUCGGAUGCAUGAUACGCAAGUCAGGCGCGGAUUACGCGUACAUCAUGGAGACUUUCGGGCCCUUCCUGGCGUUCGUGCGACUGUGGGUCGAGUGCAUGAUAGUGCGACCUUGCAGCCAGGCGAUCGUGGCCCUGACUUUCAGCGUCUACGUUCUCAAGCCGUUCUUCCCGGACUGCGUGCCGCCCGAUGACUCCGUCAAAAUGCUCGCCGCCUGCUGCAUAUGUGUCCUUGCCUUCAUAAAUUGUUGGGACGUCGCGUGGGCGACGAGAGUGCAGGACAUCUUCACGUACGCCAAGCUCCUCGCUCUCUUCAUCAUUAUCUGCACCGGAGCGUAUCAGCUUAGCACCGGACACACGGAGCACUUCACGUUCGAGAACACUAACACGGAAGUCACGUCUAUAGCACUCAGCUUUUAUUCGGGGUUGUUCGCUUAUAACGGUUGGAACUACUUGAACUUCAUAAUUGAGGAACUCAAGGAUCCCGUUAGGAAUCUACCGAAAGGAAUCGCUAUCUCGUGCUCUCUCGUUACGGUUGUCUACGUUUUCACAAACAUGGCCUUCUACACGACGCUGAGCCCCGUCGAGGUGCUUGGUAGCGAAGCUGUGGCAGUCACCUUCGCCAAUAGAUUAUUCGGCGUAAUGGCGUGGACGAUACCAGUUUUCGUGGCUCUGUCCACGUUCGGUGCGGUCAACGGCAUCCUGCUCACGUCCUCGCGGCUCUUCUACGCGGGCGCCUGCGAGGGUCAGAUGCCGGAGAUAUUGACUAUGAUCCAAAUCUCGAGGCUCACACCCACGCCCGCCGUACUGUGCAUGGCUCUGCUAUCCAUGUUGUAUCUGUGCUCUUCCAACAUCUCCGCUCUCAUCAAUUACGUCGGCUUCGCUACUUGGCUGAGUAUAGGCGUCUCCGUGCUGUGUCUGCCUUGGCUCAGAUGGAGCCAGCCGAACUUGCCGAGACCGAUCAAGGUGAAUCUUAUCUUCCCAUUCUUUUACAUCCUAGCUACUCUGUUCGUCACCGUGGUGCCGAUGUACGCCAGUCCCAUUGAAACAGGAUACGGCUGUCUGAUGAUACUCUCUUCUGUACCUGUCUACUUUGCCUUCAUCGCGUGGAAAAACAAGCCCAAGUUCUUCCAGCAGGGAGUCGGCGCCGUCACCCAAACUUUGCAGAAGCUGAUGGUAGUCGUGAGGCCCACCACUAAGUUUGAAAUACCAACUAAUUUUGUGAGUACACCGCCGCACAGUCGCAACGCCACGCUUAUUUGUUCUACGGACGAUGAUCCACUCCAAGCAAAAUUCUCAUAUUUGCGGAAUACUUUAAUAUCGUCGUCGCAGACAUCGAAGCUUAGUAAGUGCGACGAGGCUAUUGCAAAAGAUAAUGCUGGUCGUCGGCAAGACGAAACCCGCUCAGGUGUAAUCAGCCAAGAUGAAGACCAGCUCGAGAUCGAGAUGUCGAAGGCGAGCCACUUGGGCGAACGAAAGUCGAGGAGGAAGCCUGUCGAUCUGCCAGCCAAAAGAGUCAACUUCUCCGUCCUCCUGAGGAAAAUGAAAGCCUCCUCGCAGAAGAUGGAAGUCCUCGGAAAUGGAGGUCAGCUGAGAGUCCGGCUCGACGAGUCGACCAAGUUGCUUUCGACUCCACGAAGGGGCGAGUAAAAGGGCGUCCUAAGACAACAGACAGCCAUAUUGUAUCAGGACGUCGGUUGGAGGAGAGAAGAGAGAGAGAAGUAGCUCGUCUUCCGGAAUCUCCGGAUCUCGUCCCCCGGUUGUUGCGGACUCAUAGCACCAGGACCUGCCCGCCCG